AACAUUUGGUGUGAUUUAAGUACAGAUAUUUAUCGAAAAUGUAAUUUAACGAGUAAAAGUGUGACUAUCUAGCUAUUUUCAAGAAACUAGAUGCAAUGUCAGCUAAAACUAUUUGUGCUAUACAAGAUGGACCGGUCAACGCUCUUGCACUUAAUAAAGACAAUAACCAAGUUGUCAUUGCCGGACGCAAUGUUUUCAAAGUAUUCACCAUUGAAGAGAAUGAAUUUGUUGAAGCUAUAAACCUGAGGGUUGGAAAAAACCUUAACUUAAAUUUUUCUUGCAAUGAUGUGGCUUGGAGUUCCCAUGAAGACCACAUCCUGGCGACGGCAGCCACUAACGGAGCCGUGGUGGUGUGGAGUCUCAUCAGAACGUCUCGGUGUAAGCAAGAUCAUGUGUUCCUGGACCACAAACGCACGGUCAACAAGGUCAGUUUCCACACAGUGGAGCCGUUCUAUCUUAUCUCUGGGUCUCAGGAUGGAACCAUGAAAACCUUCGACCUCCGCACCAAGGAAGCAACUAGGACGUUCUUUAGCAACACAGAGAGUGUGAGGGACGUACAAUUCUCACCUCACGCGCCUCACAUGUUUGCCUCGGUGUCAGAGAAUGGCACGGUGCAGCAGUGGGACCUGCGCCGGCCAGACAAGUGUCACCAGCAGUUCACGGCGCACAGUGGCCCGGUGUUUGCUUGUGACUGGCACCCAGAACAUCCCUGGCUGGCAACGGCUUCUCGCGACAAGACCAUCAAGGUGUGGGACAUGACAAAUAAGCCGACGUUGGAACACACAAUCAAUACAAUCGCUUCAGUGGGCAGAGUCAAGUGGCGGCCGCAGCGCAAAUACCACCUGGCCUCAGUGGCACUGGUAGUGGACAGUAGUGUCAACGUGUGGGACGUCCGAAGGCCUUACAUACCCUUUGCUGCGUUCAAUGAACAUAAUGACAUUGCUACUGGCAUUGCAUGGCGUGGUGACCCCCACGUGCUGCUUACUACGGGCCGGGACAGCACACUGUACCAACAUGUGUUCAAAGACGCAGUCCGACCAGCAGAGAAGGCCAAUCCAGCUGGGAUAUCCUUCAACAGCAUAGGAGACCUGGCGGUCGCCUGCAAGUCCAGCGUGGUCAACAACAAGACUAACAAAGUGUCCAGUUUACUCAGACGAGCACCAGUGACAAGUGAAGACUUCUGCCAGGCUAACAGUUGGCUGCAUUGGUACAACAAACGUCACAACAAUGAGGUCAAGUGGCUGCUGGGCUGUGCGCAGGGCUACCAACUGAGUGGCAAACCUCUAGCUGAGCUGUGUGACCACAACGCCAACGUCGCUCGUCAGUUUGGCCGUUUUAGUGUGAGCCUAGUUUGGAGCAUGAUCAAGACACUGUACAUGCCUCGUACAAGCGAUUACCAACUGCAGACUCCCUUAAGAGAGGAGCAGAAUGUGAGAGAUAGUGGUGGAGGGGAGGAGGAGGGGCAUGAUAGUGGAGGGGGAACUACCAGUGUGGACGAUGUCAAUGAACCAGACAGCGAAGAUAUAAAGGACAAGAAGACUCGCAAGUUGCGGCUUGAAGACUUAAAACCCAAUUCCCAUUCUUUGGGCGAUUUCUUCUUCGGUGAUGGGGAAAUGGACCCUUUGAGCAUGGACUUUGAGCGAGGAAACAACAUCGGACUGACUGUGGACUCUGUUGUGACGGAUUGGACGUUGCCUAUCGAGGCAUUUCCCCUCCGUCAUGAGAUAAAGGAUCGGUCGCCUCCGCCAGAACAGUUCCCCAACAGUGAGUCACCGGAGCCUGUGGAAGGAAGUCUGUGGAAAAACUGCUUAAUAAGACGAUCUUCUCUAUCAGACACCACGAUUCUGAGUGGUGAAGAACCUUCGACGGCCCUGCUGACUGUCAACUGCCUGGUGCGACCAGUAGCGUGGGAGCCUGGUACUGUGGUGGGGGAAGCCUUGACACAUCAUGCGGCACGCGGCGACGUCCAGACAUCUGUAUCGGUCCUGUUGGUGCUGGGAGAGAGACGGAAGACUCUAGAACACUGUCUAGAUGAGACGACACAGGAACACUGGUUGUUGGCUUAUAUAGACCUGCUGUCACGCUACAAGCUGUGGAACAUCUGUACACAGGUUAUCCAGCUGUCUUGGGUGCCGUCAGUAAGUCAGCUCAACCAGCAGUCCACUACGGUUUACACAGCAUGCACACAAUGUCACAAACCUCUGUUGAGGAGUGGCUGGUUGUGUGACCGUUGUCACUCGGCCACUUGUGGUGUAUGCAGUGUUUGUAAUCAGGUUGUACGUGGUCUGUACGUGUGGUGUCAGGGUUGUGAGCAUGGUGGUCAUGUCUCACAUCUACAGCAAUGGUUCUCUGACAACCGUGUAUGUCCUACUGGCUGUGGUCAUGUCUGUGAGUUCUCGUAGUCUUAUCUACAUUCUACCACCUUGUCUUACUGUAUACGACUAUAUCUGAUUCCUUUUAAACCAAAGUUUCUUUUAAUUUAUUUUAUUUAUUUCUGUUGUUGAUGACAAUAUCACAGGCCACACAAUCAGUUAAGACAAAAAUGGGUUUUUAAAGUUAAAUCUUGGGAGUAUUCAGUUUUGAUUUUGUAAUAAAUCAAUUAAAUUGAUAAUCUUAAAACCAAGUAAUAUGUUGAGAGAUUGAAGACAAGUAUGUUUUGUUCCCAGCAAUUAAAAAUACCCAUGGAACUGGGACUAUGUCAGAAUAUAUGGAUAACAGUUUCUUCAUAAAUUACUAGUUUGGAAUUUUAAACUAAUUUUUGAAAGAAAUAACACUGUACACAUAUGAAUACUGUACAUAUAGUUUAUUUUAUUUACAGUAGGCUUAUAAAAAUUUUAACAUACUGUAUUUUGUUUAAAAAAAACUGUGAUGCAGCAAAAAUCGAAAGUAAAAAUAGUGAAAUACACAUUUUUUAAUUGAUGAAUAAAAGAGCUUGAUUGUUAAUCAAAGUUCACUGUCCAAAGCUGAAGUCAAAUUGAAGUAAAAAUAUAAAGAACUUAGGGUCUGUAGAAUAAAAGAAUUGAAAUAAUAUCCCACAAAAGUUGCCAAUACUUUUAGUACUACAACAUAUCUGUGGAUGGUCAAGUGUUUCUUUCUGUGUUACUCUCUGUAGGUACAAUAGUUGAGUUUGAGCAUUGCCUUCAUUUGUCAACCAAUAAAAAAAGGUAUUUUUCGCUACACUACUGUGAAAUCACUUGUUUUCGUCAUAUGAUUAUCACAUCAUUACGCUGUUUACCAUGUGAAAAUAAUGUUAACUAAUUACUGCUAUGAGUUUUGUAAUCUACACAACUGUAAUCAUCGUAGUUUUCAUUACUAGUUUCGAAAGUGACUUAUUACGGGGAGAGAUUGCAUUUACAUGGAAAAAGUUAUCGAGCCCCGAAAUUGCACUUUUAAGACGAGUAUUGAAAAUUUUUUUUCAUUACGAUAUUGAAUAACAUUGUAAACAACAUGAAUAUUUUUGUUAAUUCAAAAAAACCGAACUCUAACGCUGAGUUUCCGUGCUUAUGUCAAGGUACAUACGGACGGAAACUCAGCGUUAUGAGUUAUUACCAAAAUGCAAUAGCAAAUAAUGCAACAGCUGAUCAGUCUGCACAGCAAAAUCCCAUAACGGUUACUUUCCGUGCACCACAAAUGCUUAACAUUAUAUAAUUUUUCCGUGCAGUAGCGGAAAUAACCUAUUUUCUUUGUUCAUUUAUGUUUAGAAAAUGUACUUUCGUGUGUAGGGUAAUUGAAAAAUAUUCAAUGUUUGUUUUAGAUCAGAAAAAAUUAUCUUCGUAGUGUAGUGAAAAGUAACGUUCAAAACAUGAGUGAAAGUGGAUCUAUACAUAUUCUUGACCAUAUUAUUUUAAGUGCUCGAUUUGAUAUAUGUAAUGACUCACUUUUUACCCUGUUUAUGAAAUAUGUUAUUUGGCUGUGCUAUUUUUUUCUCUUGUACAAAGACAGUCAAUAAAAAGUAAUUGCAUAAAACAUUUCAUUUGGUCCAAAAUAUUCGCUUUAUUCCUAAAUUUCCAUUGUUUUACAUGGAUGGAAACAAAAACUUAUCUCAUUUCACUUUGAUACAUUUUGAUGGGAUUACUUGUUCUUAAACUUUGUGUUUUCUAUUACUGUUCAUCUCAAGGUUAUACUUGACCAGAUUAAAUUAUUUCCUAUUGUUGUUCUCAAUCCAAGUCAUCGUCCAGUAUUAAGUUUAUUUUUUGUCAAAUCUUAGCCAGGACUCUAAACUAAGUGACCUUAACAAGUUGAAUUUUUUACAUUUUCAGCCCAGUUGUGUUAAUUUUCCUAAACUAAACCACACGAUUUAAAAAAAAUUCAUUUUAUGGAAACAAUAACCAAUUUUAUUUGGGACGUAUCCUGAGA
Messenger RNA from Macrosteles quadrilineatus (aster leafhopper), 4356 nucleotides. RefSeq names its product GATOR complex protein WDR24-like. Lineage: Eukaryota; Metazoa; Arthropoda; Insecta; Hemiptera; Cicadellidae. Gene Ontology annotation, molecular function: protein binding. The transcript is spliced from 14 exons. The record is from RefSeq and is a predicted model, not a curated record. The coding region runs from base 96 to 2402 and encodes 768 amino acids. Gene Ontology annotation, biological process: positive regulation of TOR signaling.